UCCCGAUCGGGCAUCAAGUGAAGCCUUGCUCGCUCAUCGCACCCACCCCUAUUUUCUAGUUAUCAGUUUGCAAGCCGACAAAUAACAAACAAUAAAAACAGAAUAGUUCAACGUUCCAUUCCGUUUCAGAUCAAGAUCAGACCCGCCCAUCAUGAAUGAUCUAAUACCGGUGUAACUCACGGGACUUUCUUCAUUGUUAUCAUCACCUUAGAAAAUUUGUUUUUCUUCAUCUGGAUUUUGAUUUUCUGUUUUCUGCGUGUGUGUGUGUGGAUGUGUUUUAACGCAAUGCUGUUACCGUCUUACGGAUUUCCUUCGAAUCUGUCCACUUCUCUGCGCCGAAGAACAGGCCUAUUCGUUUAGAAGCGGAUACAUUGCUGGCGGCUACGUCGUAAAACUUGAUAUCUCCUUCACCGUACGAUUGUUGUUGCUCUCCAACAAAAAACACACACACAAAAAAAAAAAACCUUGCGGCUUAAAAUUUGGGUUUGUUUUCUAGAGUUUCUCUGCCUUCCUUUUGUUUGCGUUUGUCAACACACUGGUUUCUUAUAUAUUAUUUUGGUCUUCUUAUCUGUUUCUUUUUUUUCUCUCUCUCUCUCUACUUCGACUGUCCGUCCCUUUCACUUGUUUCGCUAUCUAGCCAGUGAUAUACAGUGCGUCCGACCAAUCAAACGACAAUUUUUCGGGCUGUUGAUUCGUCAGCCAUCGUAAAUCAAGAAGAAAAGAAAAGAAAAAAAGGGGGUGACGCCCUUCUUAUCGACUAGUGACAUACAAGAAAUUCAAAAAGAAACAAACUUAUAAUUCACAGCCACGUCGGCCGAACAGAUGUUUCGCCAUUUUGUGCUUAGUGUUUUUAUAGAUUAGUGCGACCAUAAGUUGCUUCGUAUUCCUUCGUAUUCCUGCUGUGAAUCGGUUCUUUGAUCGUCAUAUAUCAGAAAUUCUACGUUUGAAAAUUAUUUUCUCGUUCAAGUGCCGCAGACAUUUUUAUCGGUUGGUUCUCAUUUUUUUUUUUGUUGAUCAACAUCUCCAUCGCUGAUAUCUUAUGACAUUUCCUAUCCAGACGAGAGAGCUUCACUUAAUGUUGAAUCUUCUGAUAUGGAGCAUUCAGCAUUCAAGCCAUUGAUGAUCCGCCAGUCCAGCCUCACCCGCUUGGGCUCCAUGCUGAACACAGCCGUCGGACACAGCAAAAAACCAGCUAAUGGCGAAAUACAGUGGUGCUUCUCUCAAGUUAAAGGCACUCUAGAUGAUGAAAUCACUGAAGCUGACAUAAUUUCCUGUGUGGAAUUCAAUCAUGAUGGAGAUUUGCUGGCCACUGGUGAUAAAGGUGGACGGGUUGUCAUCUUUCAGAGAGACCCAGGGUCAAAAACAUCAGUACCUAAACGAGGAGAGUACAAUGUCUACAGUACUUUUCAGAGCCAUGAACCUGAGUUCGAUUACCUCAAGUCGUUGGAAAUUGAGGAAAAAAUCAAUAAAAUUCGAUGGCUAAGGCGGAAGAAUCCAGCCCAUUUUCUCCUCUCGACAAAUGACAAGACAAUCAAGUUGUGGAAAGUGUCAGAACGAGACAAAAGAGCAGAAGGGUACAACCUGAAAGACGAGGCAGGUGAAAUGAAGGAUAAAGGGGUCUUAACAGGACUAAGGGUGCCGGUAUUGAAGCCAAUGGAACUAAUGGUUGAAGCAUCACCACGUCGCAUUUAUGCGAACGCACACACGUAUCACAUUAAUUCGAUCUCCGUCAACUCAGAUGCCGAAACCUAUUUAUCUGCCGACGAUUUGCGUAUCAAUUUGUGGCAUCUAGAUAUCACAGAUCAGAGUUUCAACAUAGUCGACAUUAAACCAGCAAAUAUGGAAGAGUUGACUGAAGUCAUCACCGCCUCCGAAUUCCACCCGACAGACUGCAACCACUUUGUGUACAGUUCCAGCAAGGGCCUCAUACGUCUCUGUGACAUGCGGAUGGCCGCUUUGUGUGACAGACACGCCAAACUGUUUGAAGAGCCAGAAGAUCCCGCUAACCGCAGCUUCUUCUCUGAAAUCAUAUCCAGCAUUUCCGAUGUGAAGUUUUCGCGCUCUGGUCGGUACAUGCUAUCCCGAGAUUAUCUUAGUGUGAAAGUGUGGGACUUGCACAUGGAAACGAAGCCGAUUGAGACAUAUCCAGUGCACGAAUACCUCCGUUCCAAACUCUGUUCACUCUACGAAAACGAUUGUAUUUUUGACAAGUUCGAGUGCUGCUGGGGCAACAACGACCAGGCCGUUUUAACUGGGUCGUAUAACAAUUUCUUCCGCAUGUUUGACCGCACUUCCAAACGCGAUGUCACAUUGGAGGCUUCGAGAGAAAUUGCAAGGCCAAAGACGACACUAAAAGCUAAGAAGAUUUGUUCGGGAGGCAAGCGGAAAAAGGAUGAGGUCAGUGUAGACAGUUUGGACUUUAAUAAGAAAAUACUUCACACUGCCUGGCAUCCAACCGAGAACAUCAUUGCCGUAGCGGCUACAAAUAACCUGUUCAUAUUCCAAGACAAAUUUUGAAGACACAAGGAGGAAGAGAAAAAAAAAAGAAAGAUGAGAGAAGAGGCCAGCCGGAAGUGUUCAGAGAUUAUUAAACGAGGCUUGAAGAAAUCGAAAGAACAAAAAAAUAAAAUAAAAAAAGCAAAAAAAAAAAAAAAAAAAAGGGUUUGAAAGAGGGAAUUGGCUCGUCUUGUGUGUUGCCUGAAAAUUGCUUCCGAAAUGACAAUUCUUCAUUUUGUGUUCCAAGAUGAAUGGCAGUCGAGCCAGCAGCAAAAGGAAUACUGUAAAGCAACACAGCCAAAUCGUUCAUCUUUUGCCAUUGGACGACUUUGCCCUUAGCAUGUCCUUUUUUUUUUUUUUUUUUUUUUUUUUUUUUUUUUCUUCUUCUCUCAUUCUUCUCUCAAUCUUCUAUGUUUCGGAACAAAAUGGAAACGGCUGACUAUAGCGACUAUACAAAGUUUCCCCCUCUUUGCUUCUAAGGCUCUGUUACCUUCCACAUCUUGAAACGCUGCUAUAGCGUCCGUCUAUUGAAUGCUCUCCACAGCCCUUAAACCUGACUGACCGACGGUCAUCUAUGUCAAUGGUCCCCAUUUUUUUUUUUCUCCAAACAAAAUUUGCUCUCCGCUGCGUGUCAAAAUGUUUUAUUUAUUUAUUUUGCCUUCCGCCAUUGGCCUAGAAUUUCUGUCUCUUGCCCCCUUCCCUUGCUCUCGACCCACUUUUUUUGCUCCCUGCUCGAGUCGCUAUAGUCGAGCGAUCUACCAAGCAGAUCUGACAGUUUCUUUCGUCGUCGUAGGACAUUGUCUUCCCGAAGAGUUAGUAUCGAGAGUGAGGUUUAAAAAUCGACUGUGAGAGAAAGUGAAUGGAUGUGAUCAAAAAGGCUACAAAUGGUUCAAUUCCCGCCCCGAUUCGCGAGAAUUGAUUCUUCCCAAGAGGGCGUCCAUUUCAAGCCUAGUCAGCUCAAGAGACUUCUUUUUUCUUUUUCUUCUUCGUCUUCUCUGCGUGUAGGUUUCGUGUCGGAAAUAGGGAAUGGAAAUAAAAUUUUGAGGGAAGAGCCAUGAUAUUAAUUCAUGAGGAAUGAAAUAAGAAGACAAAUGUGGCGGAGUACAAUUUCUCGACUCUCUAUGCCUAUUUUGCUACAGUGCAUCUCUUUCACCAUGUUUCUUGUACACUUCUAAAGUUUUUCAACACUUUGCGUGCUCGGAGGGUGGUCCAAAACAUCGGCGAAAAGGUUUUAAAAAAAACCCGGAAGAACUGAAAUUCGAGAAACGUUCUUAAGGAACAAAAUCACGUCAUAUAUAUAUUUUUUUUUUCAGAAAAGAAUCAGUUCCCUCCAUCAGACAAAAUGUAUCCAUCACCUCUAUUUCUAAUCUAACCGCACUUACGCCAUCCCCUGCGGUGUAACACCGACAUGGUUCUCGUGUAAUUUCCCUUUCACAUCCCGUCAUGCUCUCCGAUUUCUUUAUUAUUAUUUUUUUUUCCUCAGAGAUGGCUAAUCCAUUUCUUUAUUGUAACUUUUUUUCGAUACUAGAUUCACUUCAAAUCCAAUCUUGUGUUGAUGAUAUGAUUUUUGUCUUUUCACUUCUUCCCCAUUCUUCCUCUCUUAUACGUGUGAAGUCGGCCACGUUGUGUACGUUGUACAGAUGUGUCUUUUUUGGUAGCAUGUGGAACAAUACACUGACCUUUUAUGA
Molecule: messenger RNA, 4184 nt
Organism: Daphnia magna
Lineage: Eukaryota; Metazoa; Arthropoda; Branchiopoda; Diplostraca; Daphniidae
Gene: tws
Product: protein phosphatase PP2A 55 kDa regulatory subunit
Exons: 7
Coding region: 1093-2517 (474 amino acids)
Biological process (GO): peptidyl-serine dephosphorylation
Cellular component (GO): protein phosphatase type 2A complex; cytosol
Molecular function (GO): protein phosphatase regulator activity; protein binding
Source: RefSeq, a predicted model, not a curated record